Oryctolagus cuniculus (rabbit) is the source of this 2064-nucleotide messenger RNA. NCBI's taxonomy places the organism in Eukaryota, Metazoa, Chordata, Mammalia, Lagomorpha, Leporidae. The record is from RefSeq and is a predicted model, not a curated record.
AACAGAGGACGCCCUACCCGAGGGAGCAGAGGGCUCGGGUGAAGUUCAGCUUCGGCUCCAGCAGGAGAGGCUCCCGCUGGACUUGGCGGUCCAAGGCACCGUGGUCCGUGCCAUCCACGAGGCGCUGAGGAGUCGCCUUCAGGAGCUUCCCGACCUGGUGCUGAGCGAGGAGGCAGUGGAGGCCAUUGCCAUGGGCAUCGAGGCCGCCCUGUUCGCCCUCACACAAGGCACCAACUGCCGCUACAAGACCAAGUACCGCAGCCUGCUCUUCAACCUGCGCGACCCCAGGAACCCAGACCUCUUUCUCAAAGUGGUUCAAGGCGAAGUCACCCCCCAUGACCUGGUGCGGAUGAGCUCCAUCCAGCUGGCCCCCCAAGAGCUGUCCCGCUGGCGGGACCAGGAGGAGAAAAGGGUCCUGGAGGUCAUCGAGCAGCAGCAGAAGGAGCUGAGCAGCCUUCCAGCCUCCAAGCUGACCCACAAGGGAGAAGUCGAGAUCCCGCGGGACCUCGACCAGACACUGGCCCUGGAGGACCUGGUGGGAUCCCUGGUGUCCGUGGACUGCAGCAGCUCUCCAGCCCUGCCUGCCACGGCCGAGGACACCACGGAGCAGCACGAGCACCACUUCCUGGACCCCCACUGCCGCAUCUGCAUGGACUGGGAUCCCGCAAGUGAGCUGCCAGGCUUCUUCAAAGCCACCAGCAACGGCAAGCACAGUGUCUUCCAGAGAGCCCCAAGCCCAGCUCCCGUGGCCACCACAGAGACGCCCAAAGCCAGGGAGACACCUCCCCCGAAGCCCCGGGACAGGCCCCAGGUGCCCGCUGCACCCACAAAGGCCCUGCCUAGCCAGCCGCCCUGGGAGGGUGCGCUUGACAUGUUCUCCAUCAAGCGGUUCCGGGUCACGGCCCAGCUGGUCUUGGGACACAGCUGUCACCUCAUCCAGGCUCUGCCCGAGGUCCUGCGCUCAGCAGGCUGCAUCCCCCCCAACACCAUCUGGGACCUUCUGGCCAGCAUCGACCCAGCCAAGGCCAAGGACACGUGCGUGAUCAGACUGUGCCCACACGGGGCUCGGGAUACCCAGAACUGCCGCCUGCUCUACUCCUACCUCAACAACAAGCAGCGCCACGGCCUGGCAGCUGUGCAGCAGGUGGGCGUGGUCCUGCUGCCCCUGCCUGCUUUCCAGCCCCUGCCCACCAGGCUGCGCCCCCUGGGAGGCCCAGGCCUGGAAGCCACUCACUCAAGCCUGUUGCUGGCCGUGCUGCUCCCCAAGGAGGGGCUUCCAGAUACAGCCGCCGCCAGCCCCUUGUGGGGAAAGCUCCGCAAGGUGGUUUCCUUCAACAGGAAAGUGGAGACGAGGUGCUACCAGCCAGAGGACAGGCGGCCAGAGGUGGCCCCGAAGGGCUCCCCUGCCCCAGGGGGCGCCCUGCAGCAGGCCCAGGGCAGGGGCAGCCUGGCUCCCAGGGGCGCCUUUGCUUGGCAGAGGGUCCCCGGAGGCAGGGGGAGACUGUCGGCAGAGCCUGGAACCUGGCAGGGUCCUGGACAAGGACAGCAGCCCCCAGAACCAGGCUGGUGCCAGUCCCGGCACUCCUGGUCAGCAGCACCGGGAGGCCGUGGCUUUGGCCUCCCGAAUCUUCAGAACCUCCACAGGGCUUCCUGUCCCCACCAAGCCCUGCUGCAGCACCUGCAGUCCCUGGUGACGGUGAGUCACCAGCUCCAAGCCUCCCUGAUGCCCCCAGGCCAGGAGCCCUGUCCCAGCUCCUCUGCCGCAUCUGGUCAGCCCCCUGCAGCCCCCGGGACGCUCAGCUACCUCUGCUGGCCCCCGGCAGCUCCAGGACUCCCUGGCUCAGCCCCUGACUCCUCUUUGGGCCCUAUAGAUGGGGCUGGCUGUGAGGGUCCCCUCCCUGGAGAGGGGUGACCCUCCUUACCCACCAGAACGGGUUGGAGACGCCCUCCCCAGUGCUGAACCCUCAACUGCUCCAGGGGAAGAUGGGGGAGGAGGAAGGGGAGGGUCAGCGUGCCCCACCUGCCCUAUUUCAGUUUCCUGUUCCUGAGUUUGUUUGGUGUUGA